Molecule: messenger RNA, 2296 nt
Organism: Girardinichthys multiradiatus
Lineage: Eukaryota; Metazoa; Chordata; Actinopteri; Cyprinodontiformes; Goodeidae
Gene: gtpbp4
Product: GTP binding protein 4
Exons: 17
Coding region: 77-1981 (634 amino acids)
Biological process (GO): ribosomal large subunit biogenesis
Cellular component (GO): nucleolus
Molecular function (GO): GTP binding; RNA binding; GTPase activity
Source: RefSeq, a predicted model, not a curated record
CUCUUCGCUUUUAACGUCUUUUCCGGUUCCUUUCCCUUCUCUGUGCCGUCAGUGGACCUAAACGUGUCCCGACAACAUGGCACUUUAUAACUUUAAAAAGAUUAUGGUGGUUCCCACCGCCAAGGAAUUCAUCGACAUCACUUUAUCCAAAACUCAAAGGAAGACGCCCACGGUGAUACGCAAGCAUUACCAGAUCCACCGCAUCCGACACUUUUACAUGCGUAAGGUGAAGUUCACACAGCAGAACUAUCACGACCGGCUCACGCAGAUCCUCACCGACUUCCCCAAACUCGACGACAUCCACCCGUUUUAUGCUGAUCUGAUGAACGUCCUGUAUGACAAAGACCACUACAAGUUGGCCUUAGGACAGAUCAACAUCGCCAGGAACCUGAUCGUUAAUGUUGCCAAAGAUUAUGUGCGUCUGAUGAAGUACGGAGAUUCUAUGUAUCGAUGCAAACAGCUGAAGAGAGCCGCUCUGGGUCGAAUGUGCACCAUCCUGAAGAGGCAGAAAUCCAGCCUGGAAUAUCUGGAACAAGUGCGUCAGCACCUGUCCCGUCUGCCGAGCAUCGACCCGAACACCAGGACCUUGCUGCUGUGCGGGUACCCCAACGUGGGCAAGUCCAGUUUCAUCAACAAGGUCACCAGAGCAGAUGUUGACGUGCAGCCGUACGCGUUCACCACCAAGUCUCUGUUUGUGGGUCACAUGGACUACAGAUACCUCCGCUGGCAGGUGGUGGACACGCCCGGUAUCCUGGACCACCCUCUGGAGGAGAGGAACACCAUCGAGAUGCAGGCCAUCACGGCUCUGGCUCACCUGCGGGCGGCGGUCCUGUACGUCAUGGAUCCGUCGGAGCAGUGCGGCCACACGCUGCAGGAGCAGCUGGAGCUCUUCAGCAACAUCCGGCCGCUGUUCGCCAACAAGCCUCUCAUUAUUGUUGCGAACAAAUGUGACGUGAAGAAGAUCAGCGAGCUGUCAGAGGAGGAUCAGAAAAUCUUUGCAGGCCUCUCUGCUGAGGGGAUCCCCGUCAUCGAGACGAGCACGCUGACAGAGGAGGGGGUCAUACAGGUGAAAACUGAGGCCUGUGAUCAACUUCUGGCUCACCGUGUCAACACCAAGAUAAAAGGCAAGAAGGUCCACGAUGUCCUCAACAGGCUGCACCUGGCCAUGCCUGCCAAGAGAGACGAGAAGGAUAGACCUCCCUUCAUCCCAGAGGGAGCUCUGAACCGAAAGAAGGCCAUGGAGGUGGAUACACCCAAACGCAAACUGGAGAGAGACCUGGAGCUGGAGCUCGGUGACGAUUAUGUUCUGGACCUCCAGAAAUACUGGGAUCUGAUGAACGAGGAUGAGAAGUCCGAUAGGAUUCCUGAAGUGUGGGAGGGCCACAACAUUGCAGAUUACAUCGAUCCUGACAUCAUGAGGAAACUGGAGGAGCUGGAGAAGGAGGAGGAGCUGAAGGAGCGAGCCGGCGAGUACGAAUCGGAUGAGGACAGCGAGGACGAAGAGAUGCAGGAGAUCCGCACCCUCGCCAAGCAGAUCCGGCAGAAGAAGCAGCUCCUGGUGCUGGAGUCCAAGGAAAAGGACGUGCACGGACCUCGCAUGCCCCGGACCGCCACCAAGGUUGAAAAGAAGAAGCUAGAGAAGCAGAUGAGUAACCUCGGUCUGGACAUGAACGACAAGAACGAUAGCCACUACGCUCUGCAGGCCCGGCGCUCCCGCAGCAUCACAAGGAAACGCAAGCGUGAAGCUUCAGCACCUCCGACCUCCAAAACCCGCAGCCAGAGCGCUUCCCGUCCUCCACGAGACCAGUCUGGUUUACGGGAUGUGAAGAUGGUGAAGAAGGCAAAGAAGAUGAUGAAGAACUCCCAGAGAGACAUGAACCGCCAGGCCAGGAAGGGAGAGUCCGACAGACACGUGUUUGACCUCAAACCCAAACACUUGCUGUCCGGGAAGAGGAAGUCAGGCACCAAAGAUCGCAGAUAAAAACUGCUUUUCCUGGACUGAAAUAAACAAGCCGACUGUAACAUCAGUUAUAACAAGACUGUCUUAUUUGCCUUUGUUUUAUGACACAGAAACAGAGACUCAAAAACCAGUUAUGCUUGAUUCUCAGAGUAAUAUGAUGAUGUCUGAUAUCAUUGAGUUGAUUUCUUCAUCUUUCUCUGAAGUAACCUUUCAUGCCUUGUGUGUGUGGAUCAGAGCGUGCUCGGCGCUCUUUGGAUAAAGUGAUGAUGUUUUCUGUAUAAUCUUCUUUUGUGAAAUACUCCAUAACAAAGAAGGCAAAUAAACUCCUGAACUAAA